This is a messenger RNA of Vidua chalybeata, 3593 nucleotides long. RefSeq names its product CDC42 effector protein 2 (gene CDC42EP2). The transcript has 2 exons. Bases 1206 to 2675 code for a protein of 489 amino acids. NCBI's taxonomy places the organism in Eukaryota, Metazoa, Chordata, Aves, Passeriformes, Viduidae. The record is from RefSeq and is a predicted model, not a curated record.
AUGAGGGGAAUUCUUUCCCGGUUUUAACCCAUUUUCACCAAUUCCAGCUUUUCCCGUGCCCAGAACGGGGUCGGAUUUCACGGACGGGUCCUGGCGCCGCUCCCAAAAUCCCCAUUCCCUAAAAAAACCCCACGACCUUCAUCCCACAGGGCUCUUCUUCCUCUCUCCCGCAGCUCCGGGGCCGCAGGGAAAUGAGGCAUUUCCAUCCUUUUUUUCGGGAAAAUCCACCCUGCGGAGCGAUCCCGGGGCAAAUCUCCUUCCCAGGGGCAAAUCCGGAGGCGGGGAUUGAAAUCGGGCACCAAAAAAAGGCUGGAAUGGGUCAGGAGGGGAGGAAUGGGAGGAACCCGAGGAGAUUUUGGAGGCUGCUCCUCCCUCGGGCCAUUCCCAUGGGAAAAGGAGUUUUAAUUCCAUCCCCGAAUCCCCACUUGGGGAAAAUGUGGAUGGGAUUGCUCGUGGGGACACCGGGGUGGGGAAGGGCUGCUCAGACAGUGCCAAAAUUCCUGAAAAUCGGCUAAACCCCCCCAAAUUUCUGUGUGGCAGGGCCCAAAAUGCUGGAAAUGGGCAGGAAGUGAGAAUUUUUUUAUGGAAAACCGGUGGGAAAUGUAAAAAUUUUGACGUCCUGAAGCUCAAGGGGCUGAAAAUGGGUGGAAAAUUUCACAUUGAGGUAGAAAUUUCCAAAACCAGGUGGAAAAGGAAUGGAAUGUCCAGGUUGUGAGAGGUAAAUUUGUGGCAAGAGGCAAAAAUAUCCCAAAAUUUUUCCUGAGCUGAAGCCUGAAUUUCCAAGAACAGGUGGAAGAUGAAAAACCUGGAUGUGCUGAAGCCCAAAGUGCUGAAAAAGGACUGAAAAUUUUCCUGUAAUUUCAGAAAAAGAGCCCAAAUUCCUCCCAAUCCAAACCCUAAAUCACCAAAAACCGAUGGAAAAGGAACAGGAUUUCCUCCAUUGGAGCCGGAAUUGAUGGAAACAGGGAAAAAUUCCUCAAAUUUUCCUCUGUGGGAAUCGAAUCUGCUGAUUAAGGCAAUUCCAAGGGUCGGAGUCCUGGGAGCGCCUCCUGGAGCUCCUCCCACUCGGAUCCUGGGGAAAACAUCCCUUUUUUCCCUGUUUUUCCCUGUUUUCCUCCCAUUUUUCCCUGUUUUCCUCAUUCCUGACUCUUCCUGCUAGGGUGUCCUGGCUUCUCCUGGGAUUUCAGGGAUGGAAACUCCCAGAAAUGAAUUCUUUCUUGGAGCUUUCCUCAUGGUUCUCCUCCUUUUCCAGCCCAUUUUCCACCUGUUCCGGAUCUCCCUACAGGGAAUGGGUUUGCCUAGGAAAAAAAGAAUCCCAAAGAAUUCCAGGAGGAGGGGAUUUUGGGGCUGGAGCCACCCCCAUUCCAGGGAUUUCCCUCUGGCAGCACAAAGGGAAAGCAGCUCCCGGAACAUUCCCGGCUUUUCCCGGGGCUUUGUCCCGGCGCAGCCGAGCGGGAGCGGCCGGGGGGGAGGGACUGGGGUCAGGGAGGGCAGUUUGGGCUGGGAAAAGGGAUUUCCAGGAGGGGAACGAUCCCGGGGCACCGGGAUGUUCAUCCCUAUCAUCCUCAGCCUCACCUGGGAAUCCACAUUUCAAAGGCUUCUUUCCCUACAAAUCCACUUCUUUCCCCCACAAACCCGUUUCCCCCCCUAUAAUUCCAUUUUUCCCCCUACAGCCCCGGGUUUUUUUUUCCCUACAAUUUCACUUUUUCCACCCCCUCCAACCCCACUUUUUCCCCCUACAAUUCCCGUUUUUCCAACGGCCGCGGCCCCGGUGCCGAUCCCGGUUCCAAGGGAAGAUUCCCCGUCGCUGUCGCUGCUGCCGGCCCGGUGCCGCCGCCCCCUCCCGCGGUAAUCCCGGGAUUAGCGGCGCUGCAUUCUGCACCGUCAGGAUUCUCCUGCCCGGAGCCGCCGGACGGGGCCGGGCCCUGCCCCGAUCCCCGGGAUCGCCCCGGGAUCCUCUCCCCUCCCCGGGAUCCUCUCCCCUCCCUGCCCUCCCUUCCCUCGCGGCCUCGGGAGCGGCGCCGGCACCGGCUGUCCUGAGGCCGGCCAGCUGGGCUCGCGUGCCGGUGGCCACCAUGUCCACCAAGGUGCCCAUCUACCUGAAGAGGGGCAGCCGCAAGGGCAAGAAGGAGAAGCUGCGGGACAUCCUGUCCUCGGACAUGAUCAGCCCGCCGCUGGGGGACUUCCGCCACACCAUCCACGUCGGCAGCGGCGGCGAGAGCGACACGUUCGGGGACAUCUCCUUCCUGCGGGGCAAGUUCCACCUGCUGCCCCGCAGCGACGGCGACCGAGGCGGCGGCGCCGAGGCGGCGGCGUUCGAGUUCUCGCGCACGGCCACCAUCUCCGGCGGCGAGGCGGCCGCGGCGCCGUCGCCGCUGCUCAAGAACGCCAUUUCGCUGCCGGCGCUCGGCGCCGCACGGGCGCUGACCCUGCCCGCGGCGCAGGCCCCGCCGAAGCCCCCGCGGCUGCACCUGGACGAGGCCGCGGCGUCGCCGCCGUGCCCGCGGCUCGCCGCGCCCGCCAACGGCGAGGCCGAGCCCUUCCUGUCGCACGCCGGCUCCCUGCUGUCCCUGCACGUGGACCUGGGGCCGUCCAUCCUGGAGGACGUGCUGCAGGUCAUGGACAGGCACCGGGCCGAGCGCGGCGCCGGCGCCCGGCCGGAGAUCCUGACGUGAGGCCGGCGCCGGGUGAAGGCGCUGGGAAAUGGACGGUGAAGGAGGAGGAUGGGGAGGAGGGCCUGGGGUGUUUUUCGGAUGCGGCGCUCAGAUUCCAGCUCGGAUUCCCGCGUCUCCUCUCGCCAGGUGAGGGUUCGGCCUCGGGCUCUCCCACCCUCCUCGGUGCCAGAGCUGACCCCGGGAAACGCGACCCCGCGGGAUGAAUUCAUCUUUUGGGAUGAAUUCCAGAAGAUUCCGGCCAGGAGGACUCGGGGGCACAGCAGGGUUUGUUCUCCACGGCUCUGAACCUCCUGAACGGUCACGGCGCUGUCACCUCAACUUCUGCUCCAUGAAAUCCUUUGAAAAUCCCACAGUUCGGGAAAUCUCCACCGGGAAAUCUCCGCCGGGCUCCGUGUCUCUGUGGAGAAGCCAAAACUCCCUGUGGAGGAGCUGGGAUCUCCCAGCAGGGCUGUUGUUUUAGGAACUCAAUCCAUGGAGGGGCCAAAAAACCCCUCUGGGGCCGACAGGACCGGGGCUGGGGCUGGAAAUCGUCGAGGAGACGCAGAACCAACCAGAAAUCCCAACGUGAGGCGCAGGUGGAUCCCGGCAGCGACGGAUCCGCCGCGGAUUGUUUGGGUGCAGCGGGAACAGGGCACGCCCAGGGGAAUUCCAGCUGGAUUUUGGGGAAUAGAGACAAAAACCCCAGCUGGACACGCUGCUGGUGUCCCUCCGGGACAGGGUGGGACCAGCGGGGCCUCCUUGUCCAGGCUCCUGUCACAAAUUCCAUCCUUUCACCGAUUUCUGGGAGUUUGAGCCCAGAACGGAUCCCCCCAGGGCGGAGUCGAGGCCCCUCCUGACCCGGCUGCCUCAUUGCCUCAUUGCCUAACGAGUCUAAUUUAGAUUAUCUGACUAAUGACUCAUUAGAUUCUCGUUAACGAA